Labeo rohita (rohu) is the source of this 861-nucleotide messenger RNA. It is a transcript of the gene polr2eb, whose product is annotated as RNA polymerase II, I and III subunit E, b. Gene Ontology annotation, molecular function: DNA-directed RNA polymerase activity; DNA binding. Gene Ontology annotation, biological process: DNA-templated transcription. Gene Ontology annotation, cellular component: RNA polymerase I complex; RNA polymerase II, core complex; RNA polymerase III complex. The coding region runs from base 118 to 750 and encodes 210 amino acids. NCBI's taxonomy places the organism in Eukaryota, Metazoa, Chordata, Actinopteri, Cypriniformes, Cyprinidae. The transcript is spliced from 8 exons. The record is from RefSeq and is a predicted model, not a curated record.
CGUCUGACGUCAUUUGCACGCACCGGCAGCAACGGCACACAAACGUGGAGUAAAAGGAUCGAAAACGCAGUCUGUUUUGAUCGUUAUAUUUCGUAUUAAUUCUCUUUUUAGCCCGAUAUGGAUGAUGAGGAAGAGACUUACAGGCUGUGGAAAAUUAGAAAAACUAUAAUGCAGCUCUGUCACGAUCGUGGAUAUUUAGUGACGCAGGAUGAACUGGAUCAGACUCUCGACGAGUUCAGAAGCCAGUUUGGAGACAAACCCAGCGAGGGUCGACCACGACGGACCGAUCUCACGGUCCUGGUCGCCCAUAACGACGAUCCGACCGAUCAGAUGUUUGUGUUCUUCCCGGAGGAACCGAAGGUGGGCAUCAAAACCAUCAAGAUGUAUUGCCAACGUAUGCAAGAAGAAAACAUCACCCGGGCCAUCAUUGUAGUCCAGAUGGGCAUGACGCCCUCCGCCAAACAGUCUCUGGUAGACAUGGCGCCGAAGUACAUACUCGAGCAGUUUCUCCAACAAGAGCUUCUCAUCAACAUUACUGAACACGAGCUUGUUCCAGAGCACAUAGUGAUGACUAAAGAGGAAGUGACCGAGUUGUUGGCACGAUAUAAACUAAAGGAAAGCCAGCUUCCCAGAAUUCAAGCUGGGGAUCCCGUUGCCCGUUACUUCGGCUUGAAGAGAGGCCAGGUUGUUAAGAUCAUCAGACCGAGUGAAACUGCUGGACGGUACAUCACAUACAGACUGGUCCAGUAAUGCCUAUGAGGUUCUACAUUUUCUGCAACUGCUGAGCGUGAACAUGGUCUGAAUUUAGUCUUUUUUUAAAAAUGUUUCCUUUUUUUUAAACUAAUAAAUGAGAUUCUGUUA